GAAACAACUCACUUGUGACUCGCCCCUGUCAUCAACACUUAUCCGGAAUUUCGAGGGAGUUAUCUGCUGCCUAACCGUGACGAUUCGGAAUGCUCCAUUCUUCCGGCAGUGGCCGCACCAGGUCUCCACCUAUUGUUCACUAGUAGUACUUAGGUACCGGUAGGUAGGUAGGUACCUUACUUAUCUAGCCGCCCACCCCGCCCGUCAGGGGGAAAGGCAGCCUCAUGUCAGAAGCCCGACAUCAUUCGUCCGCCAGCUUCGACACCUCGCAAGACUCGCUUCAACCUUGAUCCACGCCCGUCGGCCUAGCUUCGCAAAGACCCUUCGAAUAACACCGUAUAACGUCAGCGACUACUUGAGCGCGCACUCGGUAACCUUGCGAUGGACUUGGCCUACGAUCACAUCCAGGAGAGCUCCCUCCCCAAGGAUGCCGACAAGAAGUCGGGCGACACCAAGAACCCUACGUCGGACCAGCCGCAGCACUCGCUCAACGAUGACUUCCAGGAGGCAUACAAGGCCAUUUCGUCUAGCGCCUGGGGCAUGCGUAUCGGCGGUUUCUUGGGAAACGCUGUGAGGCAGGGACAAGAAGUCUACAAAGAAGCCUCCAAGGAAGUCACCGAGCUUGGCGAAGAUGCGGCCAAGGGCUUUACGUCCAUAAUCACCCGAACCCGGUCGCUGACCGUCAACGCGGCCCAAGGGGAACCCUCGGGGGAUGGGAGCAAGGAGGCCGACGGCCAAACGACGCCGACCAAGACAAGAGAUCAGGCAUCGGAUGAAGCGAUGAGCAGCGGUUCAGAGAACUACCUAGCGAGGCUUCGCUCCGAGGCGGCCAAGCGGCUCAAGGAUUUGCAAAAGGCUGAGGACGCCGCCGAUGAGGCUCUCCUCCGUUUCGGCACCAAUAUCAGCAAUUUCCUCAAAGAGGCGGUCAGCAUCGCGCCGCCUUCCGACUCCAACAACCAGGGGAACACUGUUCUGUUCGAGAGCAAGGAUGCGCAGGGCAAACGGGUCAUUCAUGCCUCGAGGCAGGACGCCCAGCUUCACGUCAUCCACACGAGCACCGAGAGUUUCGCAAAGGACCCUGCAACGGACGAGUUUGCUACAUGGGCCAAGAUGUUUGACGUCGAGAAGAAGACGGCGGAUAUUAGCGACGACUUGAACAAAUACCCCGAGCUGCGAAUGACGAUGGAGAAGCUUGUGCCUGAUCAGGUCCCUUAUGCUGAGUUUUGGAAGAGAUAUUACUUCCUUAGACAUGGUCUCGAGGCUGCCGAGACCCGACGACGUGACUUACUGAAGGCUGCAUCUGCCGAAGAUGAAGUCGGCUGGGACGAUGACUCUGAAGACGAGGCUGCUUCGGCCCCAGUCCCUGCUCCCGCUCCUGCUCCUACUCCGAAGGUCGAACAAAAACAAGUCCGCCCACCGUCGGCCGAGUCUUCCACCACCAUCCAACCACCUGCUCAAAGCUCUGGUCUCAAGCCUGCCGCCGAGUCCCGUAAGUCAAACGACGAGAAGUCCCAGGCUGACAGCGACACAAGCUACGACGUCGUGGGUGCCACGUCCGGUGUGCCUAGUCAAGCCCCCAACAGCCCCAAGGACUCUCGCAAGGUCGACGACAGCGAUGACGACUGGGAGUGAGCUUGGUUCCUAAUUUGCUUAUUUUGCUGGCUGGCGUUGGUUGGUUUUGAACGUUUCCGGCUCGAAUAAUAGCUCAUAAUUUGCGGAUAUUU
Molecule: messenger RNA, 1724 nt
Organism: Colletotrichum navitas
Lineage: Eukaryota; Fungi; Ascomycota; Sordariomycetes; Glomerellales; Glomerellaceae
Product: BSD domain-containing protein
Exons: 4
Coding region: 382-1632 (416 amino acids)
Cellular component (GO): cytoplasm
Source: RefSeq, a predicted model, not a curated record